This is a messenger RNA of Hyaloperonospora brassicae, 546 nucleotides long. The record is from the annotation of a GenBank genome assembly. NCBI's taxonomy places the organism in Eukaryota, Oomycota, Peronosporomycetes, Peronosporales, Peronosporaceae.
AUGAUCCAGCGCAAUUGUGGCGUGGUCUUCCAUGUGUCACUGCUGUACAAUUUGAUGCUGGAACACGAGCAGCGCCGUCCGUGGUGGAGCCGCAUUGAACCCCACUUGGUGCUCGGUGCACUGCCCCUGCAAGCAAAGGACCAUUUGAACUUGUUGGUGCAACGCGAGGGCGUGAAAGCCGUUGUGACCAUGAACCAGCCCGAAGAGCUCUUACCGAAUUUCCUGUCGACCCCAGUUUCGCCGGCCGAGUGGGCGAACGAGCACGUGGCUCAAUGCUUUGGCUCGACUCAAGACUUCGCUUCGCCAGCGCUGGAUACUAUUGAAAAGUGUGUGCUCUUUCUUCAUGACCAGGUUGACGUGCAGCAAAACACGACCUACGUGCAUUGCAAAGCUGGACGUGGCCGGAGCGCAGUAGUUGUCGUGGCAUUUCUCAUGCAGCAUCGCCAGAUGACACUCGACGAGGCCUUUGAGGCGGUAGCGACCAAGCGACCACACCUUUGCCCACUGGCCGCGAAUACAGAGGAAGGGAUCGCCCGUCUAGGCUGA